Messenger RNA from Guillardia theta CCMP2712, 690 nucleotides. RefSeq lists its product as hypothetical. Bases 1 to 690 code for a protein of 229 amino acids. The transcript has 10 exons. The record is from RefSeq and is a predicted model, not a curated record. Lineage: Eukaryota; Cryptophyceae; Pyrenomonadales; Geminigeraceae. Gene Ontology annotation, molecular function: ATP hydrolysis activity; ATP binding.
AUGUCGACUUUCCAUAGUCUGCGGGAGCUGGGUUCUCAGAUCCAACGGGACGUGCUCAUGUCGAAUCCAGACGUCCGAUGGGCUGACAUCGCCUCAAAUGAGGACGCGAAGCGUCUGCUGAAGGAGGCGGUCGUGCUUCCCGUGAAGUAUCCGUCCUUGUUCCAGGGCCUUCUCUCCCCUUGGAAGGGCGUCCUCCUCUAUGGACCGCCCGGGACGGGAAAGACCAUGCUUGCCAAGGCUGUGGCGACGGAGUGCAAGACGACCUUCUUCAACAUCAGCGCGUCUUCUAUCGUCUCCAAGUGGAGAGGAGAUUCCGAGAAACUCGUUCGGGUUCUCUUCGAGCUCGCGAGGUACCACAAGCCCAGCACGAUCUUCCUGGACGAGAUCGACUCGAUCAUCCGAAGGAUGAAGACAGAGUUGCUGAUCCAAAUGGAUGGCGUGAUGUCUUCCUCCGACCUUGUCUUCCUUCUUUGCGCAAGCAAUUUACCUUGGGACUUGGAUUCUGCGCUACUGAGGAGAUUGGAGAAGAGAAUUUUCGUCCCUCUGCCAUCAGAAGAGGCUCGCAAGAAUAUUAUCCGCAAGCGGACUGAAGGAUUCUCGGGCUCGGACGUCGUUGCGCUGUGUAAGGAAGCAGCCAUGAAGCCUCUCCGCAGGUAUAUCGACUGGAGCGCGGACUAUGGCUCCGUGUGA